AUGUCCAACCCCAACUCUAACACCCCAUCGAUCCCCGUUGAUCACCCUGGGGGUUCUGCUCCUGAACUGUCGAAUACUUCCCGUGGCUCGGGAGAUUCCUCCUCCUACGCCAUCGACCGGUGGUUCAAUGAACCCAAGGAAGACGCUCCCUUCGACACCAUUGGCAUGGUGCAGACGGGGCCCUCCCAGUCAGCCGUCACCGGGGCGGGAGGGGGAACGCACUCUUCAGCCGAUGCCACGGAUGGCUCGUCGCGCAAGGCUUGA
This is a messenger RNA of Pyricularia grisea, 264 nucleotides long. RefSeq lists its product as uncharacterized. Bases 1 to 264 code for a protein of 87 amino acids. The transcript has a single exon. The record is from RefSeq and is a predicted model, not a curated record. NCBI's taxonomy places the organism in Eukaryota, Fungi, Ascomycota, Sordariomycetes, Magnaporthales, Pyriculariaceae.